This is a messenger RNA of Cantharellus anzutake, 3213 nucleotides long. RefSeq lists its product as uncharacterized. The record is from RefSeq and is a predicted model, not a curated record. Gene Ontology annotation, biological process: regulation of DNA-templated transcription. NCBI's taxonomy places the organism in Eukaryota, Fungi, Basidiomycota, Agaricomycetes, Cantharellales, Hydnaceae. The transcript has 12 exons. Gene Ontology annotation, cellular component: Cdc73/Paf1 complex. The coding region runs from base 1 to 3213 and encodes 1070 amino acids. Gene Ontology annotation, molecular function: RNA polymerase II complex binding.
AUGGCGGAGCCCGUGCGUCCGUUGGAUAUCCACUUUGCCAGUGGAGAAAUCGUCACCAUCGACCUGGACAAUCUAAACACUGAGCCGGGCUCGACGAUAGUUGAAAUGUUACGCGAGGGGCAGUGUCAUGUAAAAGCAUGGGUAAGGCUCGCUACAGAGUACUGGAGGCUUGGGCUAGUGGAUGUAGCGGUGGACAUAGCGAACAACGCUGUUCAAUGGUUUAUGAGCAAUGGAGACGAAGCCUCGUUACCGAGAGUUCAUGCUUUGUUAGGCAACCUACUACUUGAACGAGCACGUACAGCGCCAAAAAUGAUCAUUUCCGAUGCUCGAGGCGAUGUUAUGGCCAAUGCGUCACCGAAAUCGCACUACCACCAGCAAACGGCUCAGCAUAUGAAUCACGCCGCUGAACUUGCUGCACGAGAGGUAUCGAAGGAUGAUGUGCGAACUCAGUCUCUGAUCUAUCUUACUAGAGGGAAUUACCUACUGUCGAUCCGGCAACUUGAUGAUGCGUUGAACGCCUUUGAGCAAGUCCUCGCUUUGCGACCUUCGAACAUCCCUUCUCUCCUGGGGAAAGCUCGAAUAUUCUAUACGCGACGGCAGCAUAGGGAGGCCCUGAAGAUUUUUCAGAGAGUUCUCGCCUUAAAUCCAAUGGUGGCCCCGGAUCCACGCAUUGGCAUUGGUUUGUGCCUAUGGGCUCUGAAUAAUCACGACAAAGCCCGUGCAGCAUGGCAACGAAGUCUUGAACUAGAUGCUGCCAGUUGGCCCGCUCUAUUACUCCUAGGCCUCGAUGCCCUCAACAGCAGCAAACAAGCGACUCGAUCCAGUGAAGAGCGUGCGGAAUUGUACAAAACAGGGCUAACACGGAUCCAAACCGUCUUCAAGCUCAACAAAUAUAAUGCAGCCGCUGCUAAUGCCUUGAGCGAAUUUUUCCUUCGCAAGAACGACAUCAACACGGCCCUCAGGCUCGCAGAGCGUACCAUGCAAUUCGCUGACACCCUUCCAUUGUUUACUGAUGGUCAUCUUCGCACGGCUCGUGUCGCUCAUGCCUCUGGGCGAUUCGACGAUGCAAGAAGACAUUACGCUUCAGCUGUGGAAGGCGCUCCGAAACAUUUGCUGGCAAAUUUAGGCGUCGCCCAGAUGCAAAUACAAAACGAUGAAAUCCUGGCUGCUAUCCAUACUUUGGACAGUAUUGUCAAGCAACAUAGCUUGGAUAUCGCUUCACUAGAAGCACUUCCGGUUCUUGCCUCUUUGCGAGCUUACCCACGUCCCGCGAUAACUAAUCAAGAGGUCCUUGCUGAGAAAUCACGAGCAAAGGAGCUUUUUGAUAGAUUAUCCAAAAUCAUGGAAACCAUUUCGGCUGCCCUCAAUGAUCCGGCCCGGCUGCAACCGUUCCUUGCAAACCGAACCCUUGACUCUGUUCUGCAUGUGUUCCGAGACGUCGAGCUACAUGUCGAAAUUGCCAAUCUCUGGAGCAAAGACAGUCUGGAGAGAGCAAGCAAGUCACUAAUGGAAGCAGUUCAAUUUAUCAAGAGCACAGACUCCAGUAUCUCAGCAAUUCCCAUUUCUUACCUCGUCAACAACCUAGCCGUCAUCCGGCAUCUUGAAGGCUCUUUUGAGGAGGCUCGAACGUUGUACGAGGAGGCUCUCCCCUCUGCUAUUGCUACGGGCACAUCGGAAUCAGAUAAUGCGUCCGCUACCAUGCUAUAUAAUCUAGCACGAGUGUACGAGGACGUUGAUGAUCCAAGUGCUGCACAAGACGCAUACUAUAAGCUUCUUGGACGUCACCCCGAGUAUGUCGAUGCUAAGUGCCGUCUUGCUAUCAUGCGCAUGGACGAAAAGCGUUAUGACGAGGCCCACACUUUCAUUAAACAAGCUCUCACAUCGGAUCCCAAAAACUCUGAAGUUCGGGCGUUCUACAUUCACCUUCUUUGUGCGACGGGCCAGAGUAAGACUGCGAAGGGAUUCACAUUCAAUGUGCUCAAGGAUGAUGGUCGCGAUGUUUAUGCCUUGUGUGCGGCGGGAAGGCUUUCAUAUCAAGAAGCCCGUGAGAGUCGGGAUCCAUCUCCUCAAGCCGUCGCUGUGCGAAAGGACAAUUUUCAAAAGGCUGCCAAUAUCUUCAUCAAAGCUCUUAGCAUCGAUCCUUCUUGUGCCAUUGCCGCCCAAGGACUUGCGAUCAUCAUUGCAGAAGAUUCCUUGGAGGCUUGGACCCCAGGACAACUGACCGAGGACAUACAGUUUCGUAAUCGGACCUUGCGCAAUACUCGCCAAGCCUUAGACAUCCUCGCAAAAGUACGCGAGUCUCUGAAUGACGGCAGCGUGCACAUUAACAUGGGUCACUGCCAUUUUGUUCGGGAGGAAUACGAGAAGGCGAUCGAAAAUUACGAGACAGCCUCUCAACGGUACUAUCAAGGUCAGAACGUAUCUGUCCUGAUGUAUCUUGCAAGGACGUGGUUUGCCAAAGCCAACAAAAGCAGCAGUUUCGCUGCCAUGCGUCAGGCAUUGAAGUUUGCGCAAACUGCGUACCAUGCACAACCAUAUGAUAAGGCUGUGUUAUACAACAUUGCCAUGAUUGAGCAGAAAGCAGGUGAACUCAUGUUUGCUUUGCCACCAGAUAAACGGACUCUGGCAGAUUUGCAAUCCGGGAUUGCACAUGCCGUACAUGCUCAAAAGCUUUUCCUUUCAUUAGCAUCGGACACAGCGAGACCAUUACCUUAUAGUCAAGACAUUGCUCAGCAACGACACAAGUAUGGUGAUACCAUGCUUCGGCGGAGUGCAGAGCAUCUAACUGCUCAAAAAGCCCAUGAGACCGAGUAUCAAGCGCGUCUCGAUCAGGCCCGUAAAUCCAGGCAGGAGCUGAAAGAAAGGCAGGACGCCGAGCAGGCGAAAAAGCUUCUUGAAAUCCAAGAGCAUGCGAAGGCGCUCGCUGAACGUCGAGCAGCACAGCGAAAAGAGGUCGAAGAAUGGGCAGUCCGACAAAAGCAAGAGAGUGAAGAGGAAGAUGAACGGAAAGCCGACAAAGCUAGGAAGGCGGCCGCUCGCAAAGCCAAGCAGGAGGCUAAUUUUAGCGGAGAUGAAGGCGGCGAAUCCAGAGGGAAGAAGAGGAGGAAGAUUAAGCAAAGAAAGCGAUGGGGGAGGAAGAGCCCGAUUCUGUUCUUUCGAACGAGGAGGAUGCUGGAGAGCAAACUGAUGGGGCUGGCAAACCCAAAAAGGUGA